Messenger RNA from Synchiropus splendidus (mandarinfish), 2156 nucleotides. RefSeq names its product RNA 2',3'-cyclic phosphate and 5'-OH ligase (gene rtcb). Bases 95 to 1612 code for a protein of 505 amino acids. Lineage: Eukaryota; Metazoa; Chordata; Actinopteri; Syngnathiformes; Callionymidae. Gene Ontology annotation, molecular function: RNA ligase (ATP) activity. The transcript has 12 exons. Gene Ontology annotation, biological process: tRNA splicing, via endonucleolytic cleavage and ligation. Gene Ontology annotation, cellular component: tRNA-splicing ligase complex; nucleus. The record is from RefSeq and is a predicted model, not a curated record.
UCGGUUGCCGUAGCGCACACUGCUGGCACUUGGCACUUAACAGCCGGUGUGUGCGAACAUUGAACUCGUCCUUUAAAGUUGAACCGCUUAAAUAAUGAGUCGAAACUACAACGAUGAGCUCCAGUACUUGGAGAAGUUGUCUGGGAACUGCUGGAGGAUUAAAAAGGGUUUCGUUCCCAACAUGCAGGUGGAGGGAAUCUUCUAUGUGAAUGACCCACUGGAGAAACUGAUGUUUGAGGAGCUGAGAAACGCCUGUCGGGGUGGAGGCGUGGGUGGAUUUCUGCCGGCCAUGAAACAGAUUGGGAAUGUUGCAGCAUUACCUGGCAUUGUGCACAGAUCCAUUGGCCUCCCUGACGUCCACUCUGGAUAUGGAUUUGCCAUUGGAAACAUGGCGGCUUUCGACAUGGAUGAUCCUGACGCUGUCGUCUCGCCAGGUGGUGUCGGUUUUGAUAUAAACUGUGGAGUCCGUUUGCUGAGGACAAACCUGGAUGAGCGAGACGUCCAGCCAGUGAAGGAGCAACUGGCCCAGUCGCUGUUUGACCACAUUCCUGUGGGCGUUGGUUCCAAGGGUGUCAUCCCCAUGGCAGCAAAGGAUUUAGAGGAGGCUCUGGAGAUGGGCGUGGACUGGUCCCUAAGGGAGGGCUACGCAUGGGCAGAGGACAAGGAGCACUGUGAAGAGUAUGGCAGGAUGCUACAGGCAGACCCGAACAAGGUGUCCUCUAAGGCCAAGAAGAGAGGGCUGCCACAGCUCGGAACUCUGGGAGCAGGGAACCAUUACGCAGAAAUUCAAGUAGUGGACGAGAUCUACAAUGAUUACGCUGCCAAGAAGAUGGGUAUUGACCACAAAGGUCAGGUGUGUGUGAUGAUCCACAGUGGCAGCAGAGGACUGGGACACCAGGUGGCCACAGACGCCCUGGUUGCCAUGGAGAAGGCCAUGAAGCGUGACAAGAUCACGGUGAACGAUCGGCAGCUGGCGUGUGCGCGCAUCACAUCUCAGGAAGGUCAGGACUAUCUGAAGGGGAUGGCAGCUGCAGGGAACUAUGCCUGGGUCAACCGCUCGUCCAUGACCUUCCUCACCAGACAGGCGUUCUCCAAAGUGUUCAACACGACUCCAGACGACCUGGACAUGCACGUCAUCUACGACGUGUCGCACAACAUCGCCAAAGUGGAAGAGCACAUGGUGGACGGCAAGCAGAGGACGCUGCUGGUUCACCGCAAAGGUUCCACCAGGGCGUUCCCGCCACACCACCCCCUCAUUCCCGUCGACUACCAGCUCACAGGUCAGCCCGUGUUGAUCGGUGGCACAAUGGGAACGUGUAGCUACGUUUUGACGGGAACUGAACAAGGAAUGACUGAGACGUUCGGCACAACCUGCCACGGAGCGGGUCGUGCUCUCUCUCGAGCAAAGUCCAGAAGAAAUCUGGACUUCCAGGACGUUCUGGACAAACUAGCCGACUUGGGCAUCGCCAUCCGAGUGGCUUCUCCCAAACUUGUGAUGGAAGAGGCUCCUGAAUCAUACAAAAAUGUCACGGACGUUGUCAACACGUGCCACGAUGCCGGGAUCAGUAAGAAAGCCAUCAAACUGAGGCCCAUCGCCGUGAUUAAAGGCUGAAGCCUUCCCACAAUCCACUGAGGACGUCUUGAUGGACUGAUGUCUGGCAUGACGUGCCGAAGAAGCCCACUUUUUUUUUUAAAUUCUAGAAUGACUUAUGUUGAUGAAAUUGGAAAAGUGUGACUACACACUGACCCUUUGACCUUUUUCUUUGUGGCCAACCACAAUUAAAUCAUGAAAAAAAAGAUAUAUUUUUCUUUGUAAAUUUAUGUAAAUUGUAAAGACGAUCAAGAUGCUUUCUCAACGUCUCAAUAAAUGAGCAAAUUCAUUGAUUGUUUUAAAUUCUUUUUUUAGGGAUGAUCAAAUAGGGGCUCUAAAAUCUCUUAAGACAGGUCUGCUGUUUGUAAAAAAAAUGAAUGGAUAGUGCCAAAAAGCCAAGUAGGAUAAUGUGGUACAAGGUAUACUGUAUAUUUUACAUCUAUUUUGUAAAAUAUGAUAGUGACUAUCAUGGAUUUGAUAAUGUUACAAGCCAAAAAAAAUCUGUCUUAGCCAAGGAAUGUGGUGUGCUUGCAUUUUAUGUUGUAAAUUAAACAUUUUUACUUAA